This is a messenger RNA of Prunus dulcis (almond), 4132 nucleotides long. RefSeq names its product pentatricopeptide repeat-containing protein At1g69290. Gene Ontology annotation, molecular function: protein binding. The transcript has 4 exons. The coding region runs from base 29 to 1996 and encodes 655 amino acids. Lineage: Eukaryota; Viridiplantae; Streptophyta; Magnoliopsida; Rosales; Rosaceae. The record is from RefSeq and is a predicted model, not a curated record.
GAGUGAGUUUGAGUCUUUGGAUCAUAGAAUGUGGAGAAAAGCUCUCACUUUGCUUCCGCACAGACCCUUUUCAUCAACCCCUGAAAUCCCAACCCUCUACUCCUUCCUCCAACCCUCAGUCUUUGCCCUUAAGAGGGACCUACCACCCUCCCAGAAAUCUCACAGUGACCUCCCAACCCCGCCUCCCAAAACCCUAGCCCCAGACCACAUAACCACCCUAGAGACCACCCUCCACAAGUCCCUUAUAACCCACAACACUGAUGAGGCAUGGAAGUCCUUCAAGACUCUCACAGGCAGCUCUGCCUUCCCGAGUAAGUCCCUCACUAAUUCUCUCAUCACCCAUUUGUCCUCACUCGGGGACAUUCACAACCUCAAGCGGGCUUUUGCUACGGUAGUUUAUGUCGUGGAGAAAAACCCAGGAUUCUUAGAUUUUGAAACUGUUGGGACUUUGUUGGAUGCUAUGAAAUGUGCCAAUACUGCUGCACCUGCUUUUGCUUUGAUUAAAAGUGUGUUCAAGAACAGGUUUUUCUUGCCAUUUAGUGUAUGGGGCAAUGUUCUCAUUGAAAUUAGUAGGAAAAAUGGUAACUUUGUUGCGUUUUUACGGGUUUUUGAAGAGAAUUGUAGGAUUGCCUUGGAUGAGAAGUUGGAGUCCAUGAAACCGGAUUUGGCCGCUUGUAAUGCAGCGUUGGAGGGUUGUUGUCGUGAACUUGAAUCGGUUAGUGAUGCCGAAAAAGUUGUUGAAACAAUGGCGGUUUUGGGUGUUCGGCCUGACGAAUCGAGUUUUGGUUUUCUUGCUUAUUUGUAUGCAUUGAAGGGUCUUGAGGAAAAGAUAACUGAGCUAGAGGGACUGAUGGGUGGGUUUGGUUUUUCAAAUAAAAGGGUGUUUCAGAGUAAUUUGAUUAAUGGCUAUGUUAAGUCAGGCAAAUUAGAAUCUGUUUCAGCAACUAUUCUGCGUAUUCUCAGAGAAGGAGAUGGAGAAUUUUUGAAUCUGGGUGAAGAAACUUAUUGUGAAGUUGUCAAAGGAUAUCUUAUGAGUGCAAGUGUGAAAGAGUUGGCGACUUUGAUCAUUGAAGCUCAAAAGUUAGAGUCUUCAACAGUCGUGGUAGAUAGAUCAGUUGGGUAUGGUAUUGUUAAUGCUUGUGUUCAUAUUGGAUUAUCAGAUAAGGCACACGGCAUUCUUGAUGAAAUGAAUGCUCAGGGAGGUUCCUUGGGGCUUGGUGUGUAUGUGCCUAUUUUGAAGGCUUAUUGCAAAGAGCAUAGAACUGCUGAAGCCACUCAACUGGUCAUGGAUGUUAGUAAUUCUGGGCUUCAGUUAGAUACGGGGACAUAUGAUGCUCUAAUAGAAUCAUCCAUGUCAAGUCAAGAUUUUCAAUCGGCUUUUUCUUUGUAUAGGGACAUGAGGGAAGCAAGAAUAUCUGACUUAAAGGGGAGUUACUUAACAAUAAUGACAGGUUUAAUGGAGAAUCAUAGGCCAGAGUUAAUGGCUGCCUUCUUAGAUGAGGUUGUUGAGGAUCCUCGAAUUGAAGUGGGUACCCAUGACUGGAAUUCCAUUAUUCAUGCCUUUUGUAAAGCUGGGCGUCUAGAAGAUGCGAGGAGGACUUUUAGAAGGAUGAUAUUCUUGCAGCAUAAGCCUAAUGAACAGACAUAUUUAUCGUUAAUUAGUGGGUAUGUUUCUGUGGAGAAAUAUUUCUGUGUUCUGAUGCUAUGGCAUGAGGUGAAGAGAAAUGUUUCAGUUGAUGGAGAAAAGGGGAUUAAAUUUGACCACAACAUGGUUGAUGCAUUCCUAUAUGCUCUUGUUAAGGGAGGCUUUUUUGAUGCGGUAAUGCAAGUUGUUGAGAAAUCUCAAGAGAUGAAAGUCUUUGUGGAUAAGUGGAGGUACAAACAGGCAUUCAUGGAAACCCAUAAGAAGCUUAAAGUGUCAAAGUUGAGAAAGAGGAAUUUCAGGAAAAUGGAAGCACUUGUUGCUUUCAAGAAUUGGGCUGGUCUGAAUGCAUGAAUUUAGGUGCUUCUGGGAGCAAAGUUUGUCAAUUUGAGCUUCUGCUCCCAGCACUAAUUACAUUUCAAUAAUUCAAAAUGGCAAUGAGGUGGAGGUGUAUGGCCUGUAGGCUAAAGUCAAGCACGUGAAAUUCACAUUGCUGGAGGCUUUUGUUGCAGAGUGUUUGCUGGCAACUUUCAGAUGCAUGUGAUAAAGAAGAUCGUUUGGAAUGUGAAAGCUCUUAUGACUUUAUAGGGGUGAUGUGAACCAUAGGUCUGACGAUCAUAUUUACUUGAAAGUGUUGUAUAAUUGUCGCAAAUCACAAGAGUUCCAAAGUUUGACAAUCACAAGUUGAGCACAGUGAAUAGAAAGAUGGGGCCUAACCAGUAUCCUGGCUACAACUAAAGUAGUUGGUAUUGGGGAAGAUUAACUUGAGAAUUCACUGAGCUAUAGCUUUUCUUAUUUGUCAGUUGGGUUUCUCUUGGGUUGUUGAAUAAAGAGCCAAGCAAACCUCAUCAUAGUUUCCAGGUCGUGACUGAUGCAGUGGAAUGAAGAACUGCUUGGUUUCCAAUUUGAUCAUUUGCAUCCAAUAAUAUUGGACUUGUACUUUGAGCUGGGACUUGGGCCGCUCCAAACCUUCAGGUAGCAAGUGUAGAAGGUUGUUAAAUCUAAAGCCAUCAUCCUCGGUAGGACUAACAUACCAGAAAGUAACAAUUAAUUGUGAUGGAUCAGUGGGCUGAAACAGAAACCUGUUUCAUACUCAAGCACCUUCGCUUUUACUAUUAUGGAGUUGAUUUCUCUCCUUUUCUAAAUCCUUUUGAAAAUGCAUAUUGCUUUAUAGCUAGAACCCACAUAAAACAUGGGCUCUGCUUUUUAGGAAGAAAAAUUAGGAAGGAUGUUGAAAGUUAAGUCACCUCCACCGAAAAGAACACUCCCCUUUGUGUUCCUUUACAAUAACACUUGCUCAUAUUGUCAUGUGAAAGUUGAAACUCUUCUUGCAUUACUGUUGUUCUUCAGUUCUUCAUUUCAAAAAUCUCGAAACUCCUUCUGAACCCUCACCUAUGCCAUCUGCCUUAGAAACCUUGCUUCUGAUCACCAUUUUUCUCUUGCUUCCUCUCCACGCCGUCUCAUCCACCAUCCAUGCAGGCCAUGCCAUUCCUAUCAACGGCCUCUGUCAUGACACAUGCGGCACAAUCCCAGUAAAGUUCCCAUUUGGCACUGGAUUUGGCUGUGGCCACCCUGACUUUGUUAGAUACAUCAAAUGCAGCUCAGGAACACUUCAAUUCUCUACCGGAACUGGUAUCUACACCAUUUCCUCUAUAGACUACAACAGUAGCACCAUUGUUGUCACAGACCCGCUUAUGUCAACAUGCUCUUCUAUGCAAAAUUCAGGUGGCUUCAGCUUAGACAGGACCAGUCCUUUCACUAUAAGAGAGGAGAACAUCUUUGUUCUACUUGGCUGCUCAACGACAUCCCCUGUGUUUGAUCCCAAUGAAGAUUUGUGUGACACCGGGUCGGGCUCCCGGGUGUGCAGAGGGUUGUACUCUUGCAAGGGGGUGGCUGGCAUUGGGUUGCAACAGAACGCACCAAUUUCCACUUGUUGUGUUUAUGACUCUCAAGUUGGGGUUGGCUCAGGUUAUGCAUUGGUUCUCCCAAAGCUCCAAUGCUCUUCAUACACAUCAAUUUAUGAGUUUGGGGAUGAAGGGGAUCCAAUGAAAUGGAAAUUUGGAAUUUCUCUGCAAUAUAAUGAUUCUUAUUACACCAAUGCCUGCAAGGAUUGUGAGGCAAGUGAGGGCUUGUGUGGCUUUUCUGGUUUGGACCAGUCAUUCGCUUGUAUUUGCCAGAAUGGGGUUAACACCACCAGAAGUUGCUUUGAGCAAGGGUAUGCUUUGAGUGGGGCAGUGGAACUCGAAGUUCAAAUUAAAACCAUUAUUGGAGGACUUUUGGUCUCGGGGGUGUUACUAUUGACAAGGAACAGAUAGCUAGGGUUGCUUCAAACUUUUUUGGUGCACAAAUUUUGCAAAAGAAGAGCUUCAAAGAGCUGUAGGAAAUUAUCUAAGCUAUCACCUUUUCGAUGAAGCUAGCAAGUGGUGUUUUUGGCUAUGUAAUUUUUUUUAUUUUAAAGUUAAUGAAAUGCAAAUUUCCCAUUCAAAUUAA